AGAUGGCCGCUCCAUCGCGGGCUGGUGAGUGUGCGUGAAGGGCGCGCGCGGUUGCGGCGGUUGACGGAGCGAGGCUCCCUGCGGGAGCAGAGGUCCGACCGGAGACCCCAGGCUGGGAAGCACCUGGCGGCGAUUUCCCGCCGCGCAGGGGGUUCCUGAGGGAGAGAGAGGAAGCUGCGGACUGAGAGGAGCGAGCCCAGGGGCGCGCGGAGGAGUCGGCGGCGGCAUCGGCGGCGGGUCCGGCGAAUUUAGAAUUGGCGCCUCUGGGAAGUUUCGAUGCUUCAAGUGUUACGAACAGACUUGUUUGGAUUAUGUAUUUUUCAUCUAAACUAAAUAAAUGUUAACAAUGGAUAAGUGCAAACACGUUGGGCAAUUGCGGCUUGCUCAAGAUCAUUCCAUACUCAACCCUCAGAAAUGGCAUUGUGUGGACUGCAGUACAACUGAGUCAAUUUGGGCUUGCCUUAGCUGUUCUCAUGUUGCCUGUGGAAGAUAUAUCGAAGAGCACGCACUCAAGCACUUUCAAGAUAGCAGUCAUCCUGUUGCGUUGGAGGUGAAUGAGAUGUAUGUUUUUUGUUACUUUUGUGACGAUUAUGUUCUUAAUGAUAAUGCAGCUGGAGAACUGAAAUUACUACGAAGUACAUUAAGUGCAAUCAAAAGUCAAAAUUAUCACUGCACCACUCGUAGUGGAAGGAUUUUACGGUCUGUGGGUACAAAUGAUGAUUCUUAUUUCUUAUAUGAUGGUGCCCAAUCUCUGCUUCAAAAUGAAGAUCAAAUGUAUACUGCUCUUUGGCACAGGAGAAGGAUGCUAAUGGGUAAAAUCUUUCGAAUUUGGUUUGAACAAUUACCCACCGGAAGAAAAAGGCAAGAACAAUUUCAGGAAAAAAUAGUAGCAAAAAGGGAAGUGAAGAGAAGACAGCAAGAAUUAGAGUAUCAAAUUAAAGCAGAAUUGGAAAUUAUGCCUCCAAGAAAGAGUUUACGUUUGCAAGGUCUAGCUCAGUCCACCACAGUAGAAAUAAUUUCUGUUCAAGUACCACCACAAACUCCAUCAUCACCAGCAAAAGAUAAAGUAGUAUCUACCUCAGAAUUUGUAAGAUGUAGAAAUGUCAGUGACUCCUCAAUUAAACGAAGGCUGAUAGUAACUCCCGGUGUAACAGGAUUGAGAAAUUUGGGAAAUACUUGCUAUAUGAAUUCUGUUCUUCAAGUUUUGAGUCAUUUACUUAUUUUUCGACAAUGUUUUUUAAAGCUUGAUCUGAACCAAUGGCUGGCUGUGACUGCUAGUGAUAAGACAAGAGCUUCUUAUAAGCCUCUCCCAGUCACAGAUACUGUGUUUCAAAUAAAUGAAUACCAAGAAAAGGAUACAGGCUCUGUUUGCUCCAGACAUCCAAGUUUAUCAUCAGGACUAAGUGGUGGAGCAUCAAAGAGUAAAAAGAUGGAACUUAUUCAGCCAAGGGAGCCAAGUUCACAGUACAUUUCUCUUUGUCAUGAAUUGCAUACUUUGUUCCAAGUCAUGUGGUCUGGAAAGUGGGCCUUGGUCUCACCAUUUGCUAUGCUACACUCAGUAUGGAGACUAAUCCCUUCCUUUCGGGGUUAUGCGCAACAAGAUGCUCAGGAAUUUCUCUGUGAACUUUUAGACAAAAUACAACAUGAACUAGAGACAACUGGUACCAGGUUACCCACUCUUAUCCCUACUUCUCAAAGGAAACUUAUCAAACAGGUUCUGAAUGUUGUGAAUAACAUUUUUCAUGGACAACUUCUUAGUCAGGUUACAUGUCUUGCAUGUGACAAUAAAUCAAAUACUAUAGAGCCUUUCUGGGACCUGUCAUUGGAAUUUCCAGAAAGAUACCAGUGCAGUGGAAAAGAUACUGCUUUUCAGCCAUGUCUGGUUACUGAAAUGUUGGCCAAAUUCACAGAAACUGAAGCUUUAGAAGGAAAAAUCUACGUAUGUGACCAGUGUAACUCAAAGCAUAGAAAGUUUUCCUCAAAACCAGUUGUACUCACAGAGGCCCAGAAACAGCUUAUGAUAUGCCACCUACCUCAGGUUCUCAGACUACACCUCAAACGAUUCAGGUGGUCAGGACGUAAUAACCGAGAGAAGAUUGGUGUUCAUGUUGGCUUCGAGGAGAUCUUAAACAUGGAGCCCUAUUGCUGCAAGGAGUCCCUGAAAUCCCUCAGACCAGAAUGCUUUAUCUAUGACUUAUCUGCUGUAGUAAUGCACCAUGGCAAAGGAUUUGGCUCAGGACACUACACUGCCUACUGCUAUAAUUCUGAAGGAGGCUUCUGGGUACACUGCAAUGAUUCCAAGCUAAGCAUGUGCACUAUGGAUGAAGUAUGCAAGGCCCAAGCUUAUAUCUUGUUUUAUACCCAACGAGUUACUGAGAACGGACAUUCUAAACUCUUGCCUCCAGAACUCCUGUCUGGUAGCCAGCAUCCCAGUGAAGAAGCUGAUACCUCUAAUAAUGAAAUAUUUAGUUGAUCUAAAGACAGUGGGGGCUUUUUUGUUGUGAUUUGUAUAUAUACUUUUUAAAAGGGCUGACUUAGAAUUUUGAGCUUCAUUGUUUUUUUACUUACGAAUCAGUGCACACAGUGUUUCUGCAUUUUCUAUCUAGCUGCAACAAAGCUCUUUUUUACAGAGACAAAGUUAGUGUAAAGCGUGUAUCAACAGGAGGUAACUAAACUUUCCAAAGUACUUGGGAGUUUUAAACUUUCAGUGUUUACCUCAGACUGGUGUUAUCUCUUUUAUAUUUUGAUGUCUUAAUUGGCUCAGAUCAUGAAUUUGUGCAAUUUUCUAUUGAAGUUCAGAUUGCAUCAUUUUAUAAAUAUUUCUUAUUUAUCUUUUGUAAUUAUUUUCUAUACAGAUUCUUAAUAGACAGGAAAAUUAGACACUUUCUUCACUAAUACAGUCUUACCAAAAGAAAAAAAAAAGGCAUUUCUUUCAGGCCAUUUUUAUCUUGAAGUCACCUUUGCCCCUUGAAGGGAGUUAAACCACUAUUUUCAAAGUGUAAUACGUGAAGGUAUCAACUAAAUACUCAUCAGUCACACUCACUGAUAAUUCUGGAGGCUUUGUAUGUUUCAGGGCUCAGAAUAGACAUUACUUUGGCUAAUGGAACUUCAUUUUAAAAAAAUUUAUUUUUAAUAAUUGUUAUUUGGCAUAGUCAAAACUAUAUCCAAAUGAAAAUGGCAGCUUUAUAAACGGUAUAUUUAAGUGAACUUCGGUACUAUGGACAUGAAAAAAUGAUGGCUGGGACUUAUCAUGAUAAUUGGCAGCAAAUAGGUUUUGUCCAGAUUCUAAUAAAACAGUCAUAUCAAAAAUUAGAAUUUAGCAAACCAUAUAUUAUGUCAUAUAAGUACAGUUUUUAACUUUGAUAUGAGUUCAUUUUAUACAUUUAAGAUUAGCUCUCUUAAAGAAGCUUUAUACCAUAGUCUAUCUUGAGAUCUGUAGUUCAAACGAAUAAAAAUGUCUUGAAGAGAAAACUGCAUAGGGCAGAGAAGAUAAUUGUUCAAAAUUGGCAACUGGGCAACAUGUCUAACAUCUCGUUUUUCUAAGUAAAGUCUAAAUUUCUUACUCUUGCUAGGAUUAUGUGAAUACUAGGAGGUGUGAGCCUCUUAGAUAUUCAAACACUGGGCCCUAACAUUUGAAAAGAUAUUAAAAAUGAUCUAAGCUUACAAUUUAUUAAAGAAAAAAAAAACCUGAGGCACUCUUUAUGCUCUUCCCUAAAUAAUCCUACUAGAUCUCUUUAAAGUCCUCCUGCUGCUAACUUUAUCUUAUUCAGAAAGGGGAGAAUCCACUAACCUCUGUAGAUCAUAGAUAAGCUAUGUAACAUGGAUCAGCUAUGUAACAGCUCGGUGUUAACUAGAUCAUAUAUUCCUUUUUUCUCAAGUUGGUUUGUUUGCAAGCUGAAAUCUUAAAAGAUAAUAUCCUGUAGAAUACUGUUUGCUAUUGUGAUCACCUCUUUAAGUAUAAACUUGAAAAGGCCCUCUAUUGGCAAAUGUUUCUUAAAUUUUAGAAAACAAGGCAUUUGAGGCAGCUCAUAGUAAAGUGCAAUGAGAAUGUAUCACUGUACAAAUCAUUUGUGCCAAAAAUACAACUUGAGUAUAAAAUGGCUAAGGUUUACAAUCGUUCUUUAUUGCUAAACACCUAUGCAAGUUGUUACCUCAACUGUUACAUAAUUAUACCUCAUUAAAGAUUUAUGUGGACAAGA
Trichechus manatus latirostris (Florida manatee) is the source of this 4199-nucleotide messenger RNA. RefSeq names its product ubiquitin specific peptidase 44 (gene USP44). Gene Ontology annotation, cellular component: cytoplasm. NCBI's taxonomy places the organism in Eukaryota, Metazoa, Chordata, Mammalia, Sirenia, Trichechidae. The coding region runs from base 338 to 2473 and encodes 711 amino acids. The transcript has 6 exons. Gene Ontology annotation, biological process: protein deubiquitination. The record is from RefSeq and is a predicted model, not a curated record. Gene Ontology annotation, molecular function: cysteine-type deubiquitinase activity; zinc ion binding.